AUGGCGGAUGUUGCUGGUCGCCCUGCCAAUUUUUGGCUUCAGUCCAAUGCUUUGCUCAGGAAAAACUUAACCUUUCAGAAACGAAGGAUGUGUGCCAAUAUAGCCCUGAUUUUAAUACCAGCCUUCUUCUGCUCGCUCUUUGCUUUCUUCCAAAUCGUUGUGGAUGUGUACACGAACAAACCCAAUACGAAAUGCGGAUCGGAUCCAGCAGAGAUCGGGCAUUUUGACGAUUCAUGUCCAAUUCCUAAGCCUCCAGAAUGGCCUGCCCUGUUAAAAAUACCACAGAAUGAUUUUCGUGCAGUGAGAAGUGAUUUCUUGUCGUUCAAAGACUUGCCCGAUGAGUCAUGCAGGAAGAAGGGCUCAUGUCCUGUCACAAUCCUCAUGACUGGAACUAAUCAUUCUUUUGCACAAACAUUGGCUUCGAGCAUGUUUUCCGGGUCUUUCCCGGUGAAUUCCUCCGGUAAUCUUACUGAUUGGACUCAAACUGUCAUGGGUACAGAGUCCCCACUUCAGUCAUCCUAUAUGUUUGAUCCUGCGUUCACUUCGCCGGAUCCAACUCCCAUCUCUAAUCUGCAGCGUGAAUGCCCUCCCCAGUUAUCUACAUCAUCCGCUACACUUCGAGUAUCAACCACCCCAAUAAAAAAGUUGCAUAUAUGCAACAUACUAAGUUCACCUUUAACGGUGUUUGUCUUGGAUGUAGAGGUUACGUGUGUUCAAGCCCUGUAUUUGUGGCGCAAUAGUUCUUCUGAGAUAAACAAUGAGCUAUACAAGGGUUACAUGAAGGGGAAUUCAGAGAAGAAGAUUAAUGAGAUACUUUCAGCUUAUGAUUUCUCAAACUCAAAUGCAAAAUCUUAUAAUGUGACCUUAUGGUACAAUUCAACCACCCAAGCUGCCGGUGCUAGAGCUUUGUUGCGACUACCACGCACCGUGAACAUGGCAACAAAUGCCUACCUUCAGUUUUUGAAGGGGCCUAAAACCAAAAUUAUGUUUGAUUUUGUCAAAGAAAUGCCCAAGUCUCGAAGUGCAAACAGGAUGGAUUUUGCCUCUCUUGCUGGCACAAUCUUCUUUACAUGGAUCGUUUUACAACUGUUCCCAGUUGUGUUGACUGCAAUAGUUUAUGAGAAGGAACAAAGACUGAGAAUCAUGAUGAAAAUGCAUGGCCUCGGUGACGGGCCUUAUUGGAUGAUUUCAUAUGUGUAUUUUCUCACAAUAUCUGCACUCUACAUGCUGUGUUUUAUUGGAUUUGGCUCAAUUCUAGGGUUAAGUUAUUUCACUCAAAAUGACUACUCCAUCCAGUUUGUGUUUUUCUUCAUCUACAUAAACUUGCAAAUAGCCCUGGCUUUUCUACUAGCUUCAGUGUUUUCAGACACCAGGACUGCUACAGUUGUGGCUUACAUUUUUGUCUUCGGAAGCGGGCUUCUUGGAGCCUUUUUUUUCGAACACCUUAUCAAAGAUGCAUCUAGAAGCUUGCUGGUUUUUCUGGAGCUCUAUCCCGGCUUUUCUCUAUAUCGCGGGCUAUAUGAGUUGGGGCAAUAUGCCAUUGAAGCCAAAUCCUUGGAGACUCCUGGGAUGACAUGGGAAAAGUUGAAUGAUAGCUACAAUGGGAUGAGAGAUGUGUUGGUUAUCAUGGGGUUUGAGUGGCUUGUGCUGCUUCUUCUUGCAUAUUACAUAGAUCAAGUUGUGACAUGUGGAAAAGGUCCUUUAUUUUUCUUGCAAAACUCUAGGAACAAGAACCCUUCAACUCUUAGGAUGCCUACCUUGCAGAGGCAAGGAUCUAAAGCUUUUGGUGACAUGGACAAACCUGAUAUUAGUAACGAGAGAGAAAAGGUUGAGAAGCUGCUCCAAGAUCCAAAUGAUAAAAGCCAUGUUGUCAUCUGUGACAAUGUCAAAAAGGUAUAUCCAGGAAGAGAUGGAAACCCUGAGAAAUUUGCAGUGAGAGGGUUGUCUCUUGCUUUACCUAGAGGGGAAUGCUUUGGUAUGCUUGGUCCCAGUGGUGCAGGGAAGACCUCUUUUAUUGAAAUGAUGAUUGGUCUCACAAAGCCUACCUUUGGAACAUCAUAUGUUAAUGGCCUGGAUAUUGUAACUCAAAUGAAUGAAAUAUAUACCUGCAUGGGAGUUUGUCCACAAUAUGACCUGCUAUGGGAAACCCUGACAGGAAGGGAGCACCUACUGUUUUAUGGCAGACUUAAGAACCUCAAAGGUUCUGUCUUAACGAAUGCAGUGGAAGAAUCAUUGAAGAAUCUGAAUCUAUUUCAUGGUGGGGUGGCUGACAAACAAGCAGGGCAGUAUAGUGGGGGUAUGAAGAGAAGGCUUAGCGUGGCAAUUUCACUGAUAGGGAAUCCCAUAGCUGUUUACAUGGAUGAGCCAAGUACUGGACUUGAUCCAGCUUCAAGAAACACUCUAUGGAAUGUUAUCAAGCUUGCAAAACAAGACCGUCUAAGGGGCAGAUAUGGAGGAUCAUAUGUGUUUCAAAUGACAACGAAUUCAGAUCAUGAGCAAGAAGUAGAGGACAUGGUGAUGAACCUUUCACCAAAUGCAAACAGAGUAUACUUACUGGCAGGCACACAGAAGUUUGAGCUGCCCAAAAAUGAGGUCAGAAUUGCAGAUGUGUUCCAAACCAUUGAGCAUGCGAAGACUAGAUUCACAGUCUAUGCUUGGGGGCUGGCUGACACUACAUUGGAGGAUGUGUUUAUCAAGGUUGCAAGUGCACCAAGGAAAAUCGAAUCAAACGUUUUAAAUACAGAUUAG
Prunus armeniaca (apricot) is the source of this 2748-nucleotide messenger RNA. NCBI's taxonomy places the organism in Eukaryota, Viridiplantae, Streptophyta, Magnoliopsida, Rosales, Rosaceae. The record is from the annotation of a GenBank genome assembly.